UUGAUACAUGGGUCGUGACGUCACACAGGGAAUGCCCUGUCUGGGUUUGUGUAGAACGGACAGAAGGCGACCCUCCAGAUGAUGAGCAGGAGGAGCCUGGUCUCACGGGGUCUGCAUGUCCUAAUUCACUUUAUUUGAUUGGAGAGUUGACGUCGGUCAGGCGAACGGGGAUCCGAUCAUUCCUUCAGAGGAUUCACAGUGUGUGGAACCGCAGGGACAACGUCUGCUACAUGCUGGUCAGUGUGGUGUUAAUUACUCUUUUAUGGUGGUUUUCUUUUCAAAGACUGCCGGAAGAUUUUAUUUUUAACGUUGUGGACGGAAAGUGGAAGCGGACCAAGGUGUUGCUGAGUUUCCUCUGAGGAAUCAUGGAGCUUUCCCUGGUGCAGUCCGCUCUGAAGGCCUUCCUGUGCGGCUCUCUGAGCGGGACGUGUUCCACGCUGCUCUUCCAGCCGCUGGACCUCAUCAAGACCAGACUGCAGACCCUGCAGGGCACCGUGCAGCCUGGCUCGGCCCGGGUGGGCAUGGUGUCGGUGUUCCUGACCGUGGUUCGGACGGAGAAGCUGGUGGGGCUCUGGAAGGGCAUGUCCCCGUCGUUCGCCCGCACCAUCCCUGGCCUGGGGCUCUACUUCAGCACCUACUACUCCCUGAAGCAGCACUUCUUCCAGGGCCGGGGGCUGGGGCCCCUGGAGGCCGUGGCCCUGGGGGCGGGGGCCCGCAGCGUGGCGGGGGUCCUCAUGCUGCCCGUCACCGUCAUCAAGACGCGCUUCGAGUCUGGCCGGUAUAACUACAGCAGCGUGGUGGGGGCCCUGCGCAGCAUGUGUCAGACGGAGGGGCCUCGGGCCCUGUUCUCCGGCCUGGUGCCCACCCUCCUCAGAGACGCCCCCUUCUCCGGGAUCUACGUCAUGUUCUACACCCAGACCAAGGCCUGCCUGCCCACAGAGCUGAGCUCGUCGUCCUACGGGCCGCCCGCCCACUUCCUGUGCGGCGUUGGGGCGGGGGUGCUGGCGUCCCUCAUCACGCAGCCGGCCGACGUGGUGAAGACCAACGUCCAGGUGGGCAGCGGGCUCACCACGGCCGCCGCCGUGCGCCAAGUCUACUCGCAACAGGGCGUGCGGGGGUUCUUCCUGGGGGCGGUGCCUCGCUGCCUGCGGCGGACCAUGAUGGCGGCGAUGGCGUGGACCGUCUACGAGACCAUGAUGACCAGGGUCGGCCUCAAGUCCUGAGGACCAUGGGGGAGGGGGGACUGACGGACCGAGAGAGGGAGGGGAGGACUGGUCGAGAGAGGACUAGAUCACCGGAGACGGGGAGACGGGAUCAAUGGUCGAAAGGACUAAAGAGAGAGAGAGAGAGAGAGAGAGAGAGAGAGAGAGAGAGAGAGAGAGAGAGAGAGAGAGAGAGAGAGAGAGAGAGAGAGAGAGAGAGAGAGAGAGAGAGAGAGAGAGAGAGAGAGAGAGAGAGAGAGAGAGAGAGAGAGAU
Gadus macrocephalus (Pacific cod) is the source of this 1476-nucleotide messenger RNA. RefSeq names its product mitochondrial glycine transporter A-like. Lineage: Eukaryota; Metazoa; Chordata; Actinopteri; Gadiformes; Gadidae. Bases 366 to 1223 code for a protein of 285 amino acids. The record is from RefSeq and is a predicted model, not a curated record. The transcript has 8 exons. Gene Ontology annotation, biological process: glycine import into mitochondrion. Gene Ontology annotation, molecular function: glycine transmembrane transporter activity. Gene Ontology annotation, cellular component: mitochondrial inner membrane; mitochondrion.